Messenger RNA from Leguminivora glycinivorella, 547 nucleotides. RefSeq lists its product as uncharacterized. The record is from RefSeq and is a predicted model, not a curated record. The transcript is spliced from 3 exons. Lineage: Eukaryota; Metazoa; Arthropoda; Insecta; Lepidoptera; Tortricidae. The coding region runs from base 74 to 472 and encodes 132 amino acids.
AAAAAAGUCACAUUUGUCACUUUUCCAAGAUUUUAUACAAUUUUUAUAGUGUUUUGAAGCAGAUAUUCUUAACAUGGACGUAAUGGGUUACACUGUUUUACAAGAGGAGUCUUUACCUGGCUUCUUAAAAGGGAGACCGCAAGUGGCCAUGUGCCUGGCGUGUGCCGCAGCACUGCUCUUGAUCACCGCUCUCUCGAUUACCAUCGGUAUUUUCAUCGGAUACACGUACUGCUACAUCGAGCACAAGUCUGGAGUCAUAAACGCCAAUAUCACGCGCACCAACGUCAAAAUUUUCACGCCAAAUUCCUUCGAGAACCCCGACAACAAAACCAGGAGCAUCAACGACGCCAUCGUGAACAACUUCUUCGUCUCCAAACUCCUGAGGGUCAGCGGCUUCCAGAAUGAACCAGCUCUCUCCUGGUCAGAACACUCGGAACAGACAGAGAAGAAACUCAUUGAGACUACGGCUUGAGCGCGUCCAUUUUCAAAAGCAUGGUUGUUGUAGUUAUGGAUUUGAACUGUUGAAGUAGCAGCGCUACAAGGUAUG